GCGCUCCCUCAGGCAGGCCAGCCCAGGCCCGCCCCCGCCACGAUUUUCUGUUGUUGUCGGUCUCUGUCUGUCUAAAAUCCAUACACGCUGCCGUGGUCUAGCAAGAGUUCUCUUUGAGUCGUCUUGAGGUUUCAUCAUUAGGCGGACCUGCCGGACUUUUUACCAGAAAAAGAACCAGCAGUUCAGUGUUAAAAAGAGCAUUUUCGCUGCAUAAAGCACACUCAGUAAAGGACAUGGAAAAUACUUUACAGCUGGUGAGAAACGUGGUACCUUCUCUAACCACCAAGAAGCACAAAGGGCAGGAUGGAAGGAUCGGUGUGGUGGGAGGCUGCCGGGAGUACACUGGAGCCCCCUAUUUUGCAGCAAUCUCAGCUCUCAAAGUGGGCGCGGACCUGUCCCACGUGUUCUGCACCCAGGAGGCCGCGCCCGUGAUCAAGUCCUACAGCCCGGAGCUGAUCGUGCACCCUGUCCUAGACAGCCCUGAUGCUGUCCGCGAUGUGGAGCAGUGGCUGCCCCGACUGCACGCCCUGGUGGUGGGGCCUGGCCUCGGCAGAGACGACGCUCUUCUGGAGAACGUCAAGGGCAUUCUAGAAGCGUCCAAGGCCAGGGGCGUCCCCGUGGUCAUCGACGCAGACGGGCUCUGGCUCAUCGCCCAGCAGCCGGCGCUCAUCCAGGGCUACCGGAAGGCGGUCCUCACCCCCAACCACGUGGAGUUUGGCAGACUGUCCGAGGCUGUGCUGGGGGCGCCCCUGGAUGGUGGAGACCGUCAUGGAGCUGUGCUGAGACUCAGCCAGGCCCUGGGCAACGUCACCGUGGUGCAAAAGGGGGAGCAGGACGUGAUCUCUGACGGCGAGCAGGUGCUUGUGUGCCGCCAGGAGGGCAGUGGCCGCAGGUGCGGGGGUCAGGGGGACCUCCUGUCUGGCUCCCUGGGAGUCCUGGCGCACUGGGCCCUCCGCGCGGGCCCUGGGAAGACUGGCGGGUAAGUCCCAUCUCAUCCCUCCUGUUUGAGCAGCUCAUGCGUAUAGUAAGGAGCAGACUGGAAUGUUCCCGGAGAAACACCGGUGUCACGGGGAGGGCUCCCAGGGCCGGCCAGGUUGAUUCCUGAUGCUGGUCUGGCUGCAGGAAGCGGCCCCAUCCCCCUGGUGGAUGGCCUCCGGGGCACCGAUGGUCCUCCCUGCUCCCAUCCCUGCUGGAGGGAGACGCUGCCUGGGGCUCUGUGGUGCCUGCUCUCAGAACAGCUGUCGUGGGGGGGACACGGGGGUCAGGGCAGCUCCUGUUGGCAGAUGUCUCCACGAGGCGGCCGGGCUCUGAGCUGCGGGGCCCUCCCCACACGGUGUAGAGGGAGCUGGGGCACCCCCACCCCUUGGGACCUAGACCUCUGCUCUCUGCACCCAUCCUGGCCACAGUGACAGCGCCAGCCUGCAGGGUCACUGCACACCCGCGGGGUGUGUGCAGACAGCGUGCUGGCAGGUCCAGUGACAUGGUUAGCAGGUGUCCCUGGGGGGUCUCAGUGACAUAGUGAGCAGGUGUCCCGGGGGGGUCUCAGUGACAUAGUGAGCAGGUGUCCCACGGGGUCUCAGUGAUGUAGUGAGGUGUCCCUGACCUCAGCAUCCUCCAGGUCCUAGAACAUGGCUGGCCAGGUGCUGUAUGUGGUCACCUGGGGCAAUGGCCAUGUCAACCCUUCCACACGCACAGCUGUUUCUGAUGCUUGUCCGUCGGGAUCGUCCACAUCCCGGUUACUGGAUGUGUUCACUGUAGGGAGGCUGUCUCAGAGGCCCUUAGAUUCGAGCUUGCCAGUGUGGGUCCCGGGGCGGCAGGCAGGACGCACGGGGUGCGGGGCCGCCCCUGAGACCUCUCCCCACAGGCCCAGCCCGCUGCUUGUGGCCGCCUUCGGCGCCUGCGCCCUCACCCGGCAAUGCAGCCAGCAGGCCUUCCAGAAGCACGGACGCGCCACCACCACCUCCGACAUGGUCGCCGAGGUCGGGCCCGCAUUCCGCAGGCUCUUUGAGGCCUGAGCCGGAGCCGCUGGAGGGUGGGUGCCGUCCAGCCAGGUCCCCCGAAAGGUCUGCGCUCUGCAGGUUGACACAACGCCAGUUUGAAGCAUAGCACUUUCUGCCGAAACUGAUACGGAACGGUGUUGGUGAACUUUCCUCAGCCUCUCUGCAGCGUCAGAAAAGAACACAGAGAAUAACGUGACGAGACAGUCUGACGGUGCCUCAGCCGGACUGUGGGCUCCGCGCUCCACUGCUGCCUGGAGCGGACCCUGUGUCUGAGCGUCAUGUUCCUGCGAGAAGGGCCCUCGUGACUGGGCCUCUCGGGGGUCCCGUCUCUCAUUCCCAAGUGUGUGUGAAUCAUGUUUUCUAAGUUGAGGUCCCGCAGAGGCUGUGGUGUUCAUUCUUUAGCUCAUUUUUACAUUUUAAAUGGUAAUUAGGUCAGACACAUCUGGGCAGAAAUAUUCAGCAUCAGUUGGUUAAUUGGCUGAAGUGUUCCGGAAAAGUCAGCGGUCUGUCAGCACUGGAGAUCCUGUAGGCCCCUGGGAAACCACCGAACGCAAUGAUGCACCCCGGCCCGAGUGUGCAGGGCGACUCUGGGACACCUCACUUUCACGUGUCCGUGCAAAGGCAUGCAUGGUGACGGGCCCCUGUGGGGAGGGGCGCCCAGGGCUCCCAGGUCAGGUCCCAGGUUGGGGGGGGGGGUGUCGUGUUCUCAGGAAUGUUCUGAACACGUCGUCUCUGCGCUGUUUUCUCACCGGCUUCGGGUCAGCCUGUGUGGUCCGCGCUCAGUGGCCCGUCCUGUUUCUCCGGGGGGGUCAGUCACAGCAUGUGCCCUUGAGUGCAUCAGCCACGCGCUUCUGUGGGGCAGGCCUGACUUGUGUCCAUCUGUCCUCAGCGAUCCCUGCUCUGUGGUUGCACAAAAGAUCCCGCUUUCUUUGAACAGCUUGGACUUCAGAUUUUUUUAAGGUUGUGGAUCACUUACAUCUAAUCAUAGAAGAGCCUCACUACUGUCACAGACCUUUCUUCCUUAGGGGAAUUACACCUAAAUCAUGGUCGUUAUUAAAAGGCAGACGUGGUUGAUUUCA
Molecule: messenger RNA, 3079 nt
Organism: Odocoileus virginianus texanus
Lineage: Eukaryota; Metazoa; Chordata; Mammalia; Artiodactyla; Cervidae
Source: RefSeq, a predicted model, not a curated record